Messenger RNA from Spinacia oleracea (spinach), 912 nucleotides. RefSeq lists its product as uncharacterized. Lineage: Eukaryota; Viridiplantae; Streptophyta; Magnoliopsida; Caryophyllales; Amaranthaceae. The record is from RefSeq and is a predicted model, not a curated record. Bases 1 to 741 code for a protein of 246 amino acids. The transcript is spliced from 2 exons.
AUGGCUAGAAAUGGGGAUGAAUCUGAUGAAGAAACGCCAGAAAAAGAUAAGGACUAUGAUGCCUUGAACAAGAAAGACCAAGGUGAACCAGAAGAUAUAGCUAAUGACGAGUAUUUGCGUCGACUUGAUGAGUUUGAGGAGCUGGCUGAUGCUGCUGCCCUUCUCGGAGUUGAUACUAAUCAUCCUACAGAGGAGUCAGGUAGCAAGAAAGGCAAGGGUAGGGGAAGGGGAUCAGGAAAAGCUAGGGGUCCGACAAAAGGGCUAGGAAAGACCGGGCCCAUGUUCCUGCAGUUUGACAGCCUUUUGCGUCCAUCCGGCAAAUGGAGAUUGAAGUAUGGUCAACAGAUCGGUUUGUGUAGUCGCAAGUUGAAUAUUAAUUGGGAUUGGCCAAGUGUUAGUCAAGGUUUAAGGAGUAAAUUAUGGGAGGACACAAUGGCAAGAUUCCACCUUGAAGAUGAUCCAGUAAUCAAAAAGAAUUUCCUCUCUAGUGUAGCUAAGAGAUUCAGGGACUUCAAGGGAAAGCUAGUGAGUGGCCAUAUUAUUUUUACAAGAAAGUUGAGCAAAAAUGAGGUCAAUCGUCAACCAUAUGAGAUUUGGAAAAACAUCCAACGAGAAGAUUGGGAGACAUUUAUAAAGUCAAAAACAUCUGACAUAGCAGUGGUAAGUUUAUAUUUCACUAUUUUGUAUGAUGUGUAUAAUUGGCUAUGGUAUGAAACUAACGUAAAAAUUUAUGUUUGUUAGCUUAAGCGUCAAAAGGCACAAAAGAGUGCAAAAUCGAAUGAUAAUCCUCAUCACUUGGGACAAUAUAACUAUGAGGAUGCUCGGAAAAUAUGGAUCCACGAGGGCUUUUACCCAAAUUCUGAACAAAAUCGAGGUGAUGAUUGGUAUUGUUCAAUGCAUAAGAAAGACAAA